GAAACAUUUAAAACAACUGUUAAUACACGCCUUUGCUAUCAAAUAAUUCAUAUAAAAGCUUGAACGUGCUUUUUUUCUAUCUUUGCGUACGGCUUCCUUGCUACGAGCUAUGACCCCCUUGUGAAAUUCUGUUGUGAUUGUACUCAGAUUUUAACCUGGAAAGUGUUUACCUUGACUCAUCGACUUGAUCUAGAUAGAAUAUAAAAACGGACGGAACCUAUGCGAUACUUCCAGUUUUGAUGCAUCUUGCAACUUGAUUUGUGUCGGCUGUGAUACAUCCUUGGCGAGGAUGGCAUCCAUAGGCAGCAUUUAUAUGGAUCUUAUGGUGAAUCGGUCAGAUCCCAGGGUAAACCAAUGGAAGUUUAUGUCAAGUCCGUGGCCUACUUUGUACAUAAUAGCAGCUUAUCUAGCACUGGUUCUGUUGCUUCUUCCCGCGUAUAUGAAAAACAGGAAACCGUUCGACCUAACCAAGAUUAUCCGUCUGUAUAAUAUCAGCCAGGUGAUAGCGUGUUCAGCACUCAUUUAUAUGCUUAGCAGUGCCGGAUGGCUACAAGGGGACUACAGCUUAGGUUGUCAACCGAUCGACUACUCGAACAACCCGAAAGCAAUUCAGCUGGUCAACGCAUUCUGGUGGGUCUAUGUGUUGAAACAAGUUGAGCUGGUCGAAACCAUAUUCUUUGUACUUAGGAAGAAAUUCAACCAAGUAUCCGCAUUGCACAUCUACCAUCAUGUGUCUAGCCUUUUCAUUGCGUAUAUUGGCUGCAAAUUUAUUGGAGGUGGUAUGUUCUCCAUUCCUGUAAUGAUGAACCUUUUUAUCCACGUGAUGAUGUAUACGUACUACUACCUGUCAUCUUUGGGACCUCACUGGCAGAAGAGACUAACUGUUUGGAAACCAAAGCUAACUAUCGCGCAAAUGAUUCAGUUCACCUUGAUGCUGGUACAUUCGACAACAGCCUUCCAGCCAGGUUGCAAAGUACCGAAGCCCUUCUUCGCCUUAUACUUGCCCAACGUCCUCUUGCUCUACAAAAUGUUCUACGAUUUCUACAAGCGAAGCUACAAGAGCAAAUUAGCGAAGGUCAAUUGAGUUUUCCAUCGACCAGUAUGUUGUGUUCCAGUAGUUUUUAUUGUGUUGUUGGACAACGAAAAGGCUGUGUGAAGCAUAAAACAAGGGGAAUAGUGACCUGAAUUUAAGACAAACUCGAAAAUACGAACAUUGUACUAUAAUAGAUAGUCGAGAUUUUUGUAUGUUUAUCAGAUUCGCGACAAGUCAGAAGUCUCAUGCACCGCUAAACGUUCAUGUUUGUUACAGGCGGCAAAUUAUAUGGCUUAUAAAUACAACGGAGUACGCCUUAAAUCUUUUCCAACGGGUCAUCAAUAUUUUACAUCGAAAAAGCAAGAUCUGCAUGUUUUCACUCCUUUCUAUGGAAGAAAAAUGAGAAAACUGAAAUGAAACGGAAAAUUUCUAGUCAAAUCUAUAACGUGAAGUAACCCACAAAGUGAGUUAGGUUUGGCCACAGAUCGUAGAAUGACAGUCUGACAUGUUUUCUGAUACGUGUCAUGGGUCUUUAGGUCCGAUUUUACUACUGGCCCUUUGGAAUCAAAAUUUGUGCCUGUUUUACAAAUUCGAAAAAAGGCGUUUUUGAAGUAAUUGAUCUAAUGAACUUGGACGGUUAUUUGUAAAAUAUCUUUCAAAUUAGAGAAACAUUAUAGAUUUGUGUAAGAUGGGAGCUUAGUUUCCAUAUUAAAUCAAUAAAUCCUUCAUAUAUUACCCGCAGGGUUAUUACGUAGAAUACAUAUAUGUCGAAACAUUGGUGAAAUGUGAAGUUGUGCACUAGGUAGCCGCUAGUUCAUUCAUCAAUCUAGAAUAUUUUAUUUAUUUUAUUCAAUCGACAUUAAUAAUAAUGUAUAUGAUUCGUCAGUCACAAAAGAAUACAAAUAUAUGCAAAAUAUAAAAAAAAAAAACAAAAAUUACAUCAACAGAUUUAAAAAUAUGAUUCGAAAACAUGCAUUUAUAUACAAGGCCUGUCGCAAAGUAAACAGGACAAAGAAAAACAUUAACAUUUUUUGUUUCAGAAUAUAUAUUUAUUUUAUUCAAAAUAGUCUCCUUCAGAGUUAAUACUGCGAUUUGAACGGACCAAACGAUUUUCGAAUGAUGAUUUUAGCUCAUUGACCGGGAUGUGCUUCAAAACGGUGGUGGAAGGUGGAACGAAUAAUUCCCUUCGAAUCGUAGAGAUAACAACAUUGUCUUCACUAUGGACUUUUUUUUGUUUGGCUCGUUUCGUCACGAGUCACAAUGUUGAACAGAAAGUGUUUGUCUUUUUUGGCAAUUUUUGGUCAUCCGUGAGCUUGUCCGGAACAAACCGUGAACGCACCUUUUUCAUGCCAAAAUUCUUGGUCAAAAUGCGAUGGAUUGAAUUUUUAGAGAUAUUUAAUUCCAUUUCUGUAACUCCGCGUGAAGUGAUUCGAUUGUCAUGAAAUUUUGACAGGGCACCAACGAAAUAUGUACCUAUCCAACGCUAGUCUCCGACAAUAGAUGGCACUACGUGUAUCGGAUAUCUUCCAAAAGUCCUGCUUACCUUGCGACAGACCUUGUACAUACAAAAUCAUCCACAGAAUACACAGCUUUAACAACAAAAUCAACUUCACCUUAAAUACACUCAACCUUUUACGAUCAUUCGGUAAUUGUAUCACGUGCGAUCCAUCGCAACUAGCAAAGUAGUGCUAUAAGCUUUUGGUGAAAGAACCGUUCAGCCAUAAAAGCUCUCUAUUGUUGUUGCCUGAACACGAAAAUGCUGGCUUAAUGUUGUGUGGAAUGCAAAUUUGCUUUCUGCAACAUAUUUGCUCUAAAAUGGGGUGUUUAAAAGAUUCUUAUAGCAUAGUUAUAGAACACCUUAUAUGACAAAUUUUUAACUGUUGCAUAAACGUUUAUACAACUAUUUUAUACGGCAUACUUGCACGUUAGUCAAAAUGGUUGUGUUGUGACAUCCAUGGUAACGUUUAUAAAACAAACCCGAGCAUUGUUGUAUUGCUGUGCAAAUUUACUACUUUAGCCAACAAAUUGCUCCCAACGGAAGCACUUAUACAACUGUUGUUUAGUAACUGUUAAAGGCUGUACAUAUGCAACAAUAUUACAACUUUUGUAGUACAAAAUUGCUGUGCUCGGCAUACAUUUGUUGCUAAAUAUGUUGGUAUACAACUUCACCAUAACCUAACUUUCUGCUGUCAUAUUUUUGUUAAAAUGCCAUAACCAACGUUUUAAGACAAACACCUCAUGCUUAUUGGUUCAAACAGUUUUAGUAACUGUUCAAGCAGAUAUAGAUCUGGUACAAAUUCUAGGUAAAUCAUUCGACUCUGUCGGUAUUAUAUUUCAGACAUUUGUCAAAUUGUUGUAUAACACCUGCAGGCAACACCAAAAUAUUCUAAUAAACUAAAGACGACAUGGACGAUGCCAUGGUUAUACACAACCACCCGCCAUAUUGGGCAACAUUUAUUCCUCUAUUUAAUAUUAAAUAAUUAUGUUUCAGUUCGAAAUAACAGAUAUAAAGUGAUAAACAUUAGUGUAAUUGUGUAUAAAUAUAGGAUUUGUGGAAGAUUUAACGCAGCUAAGUUCAGUUUUCCAUCUUAAAAAUCUAGACAUACUGUUGAUCAUUAUUAAAAUAUGAAUCAAAUACGAAGCCCGUAGAAAUUGCGUAACUAUAUACUUUGCAAGAUGAUCACAAUAAAAUUUGCUGCGCAAGUAAUUCAGUAGCCCUAUAUCAAAGUUUAUCAUAUACCUGUGGAUGAAAUUCACAAUGGCCGAUAUGUAAGUAAACAAGAUGAACACAAUAAAAUUUGCUGCGCAAGUAAUUCAGUAGCCCUAUAUCAAAGUUUAUCAUAUACCUGUGGAUGAAAUUCACAAUGGCCGAUAUGUAAGUAAACAAGAUGACUGUAAUGUGUUAUAUAUUCUUCACUUCGUCUAUACAAUACAUAAGAAAUAGUUUGGUUUCAAUAAAGUAGAAUCACGUAACAGUUGUAUAGUUGACAAAAACUGAAUCUUGCACUGACGCAAAUGUCCUAUAGCGGCUGCACGAGGCUUACACUUUUGUUGUAUAACUGUUACCUGCACCCUUAUACAACCCCUUAAAUGACUGAAGUAUCCUAUUAGGUGUGCCCAUUCCGCUUGUAUAGCUGAUCUAAGAGUGUUUUGCCAAUGUUCUUACAGUAUACAAUGCUGUGUAAGGAAUACUGUAUAAUCAUUCUUGCAACUCUAAUAGGAGUGAUAAUUGUUAGUUGGGAUGUUUCGAGCAGGACACAAAACCUUCUUUUGAUUGGUCAAAUUCGCGACUAUAUCGCAAAUCUUUCUUUUUGAUUGACCGAAUAUGCGUCCAGGUCGCAAAUUUUGUGUCCGAUCGAAAAAUAGGUUUUUGUAGUUAAACCACAUGAUAUAUGGAGCAUUUCUUGAUUUAAUAUGGAAAUUAGGGGCCCAUCUUAGAAUAAUUGUAUAAUUAAUCUUUAAUUUGAGAUAUAUGCUUCAAAAACGCUUUCUCAUUGCUGCACUUUGUGCCAUAGGCGCAAAUUUUGUGCUUCUGCUAGUGAAGUCGGGCCAUAGUGGUGCAUGGAAUCCUGAACGAGUAGAACAGUAGAAUUGUGACAUUUUAUCUGUCAACUAUUCCUUGCAAAGUUACAUCAAUCAAGUUUUUAAGCCACUUAUUCCGCGUAUGUAGAAGUAGAUAAUCCUGAUAUGUAGUUUAUAUUAUAGAUAAUAGAUCGAUUUCCUGAAUAUUGUCACUGCAGUGGUUAUUUUACAAUGUGAUGGAAUAAAAGUAC
Messenger RNA from Acanthoscelides obtectus, 4806 nucleotides. The record is from the annotation of a GenBank genome assembly. Lineage: Eukaryota; Metazoa; Arthropoda; Insecta; Coleoptera; Chrysomelidae.